Messenger RNA from Cydia splendana, 1624 nucleotides. Its product is annotated as cytochrome b-c1 complex subunit 1, mitochondrial-like. The record is from RefSeq and is a predicted model, not a curated record. Gene Ontology annotation, molecular function: metal ion binding; metalloendopeptidase activity. The transcript has a single exon. NCBI's taxonomy places the organism in Eukaryota, Metazoa, Arthropoda, Insecta, Lepidoptera, Tortricidae. Bases 16 to 1392 code for a protein of 458 amino acids. Gene Ontology annotation, cellular component: mitochondrion.
CUUUAUUUUGAAACAAUGAACAGGAUUGCUAGAAACCUUUUAAAAGUUCAUCGGCUGACAUUCUCAAGCAAACGUUAUGUAGAAUGUCCACUUCCUGCAGAUUAUUACGAGCCUGAGACUGUAAUGGCGACUACAGACAAUGGGAUUAGAGUAUGCACUGAGCAGACGUGUUUUCCUCUCGCCUGCAUUUCCCUCUUCAUCCAGACAGGCCCGCGAUACGAGAAUCGUGAAUACAAUGGAAUAAACCACUUUAUAGAACACAUGGCUUUCAAAGGUUCAACUUGCAGGCUAGAAAACUUCUACGCAUCCGGCUCGCGCCUGGACGCUCGAACUAUGCAGGAGUACCAAAGAUUCACCGUCACGUGCAAUCCCGAGUGGAUUAAGACUGCUACUCUCCUACUCUGCGGAAUAGUCGACCAAUUGGAAUUGGACGACUGCGAGGUCGAACGAGAAAAAGACAAUAUCUGCCUAGAGCUGCAAGACGGAGACAGGAAUUUCAAAACAAUCGUUUUUGAGAACUUGAUACAGUCAGCGUUUCAAGGUACGAGUCUUGGUCAGAAGGUGGUCGGGUCGUCGACGAAUAUAGCCCGAUUUGAUAGCAGCAUGGUUCAGACGUACAUGAGCUCUCACUACCAGCCUUGGAGACUGGCGUUCGCAAGCUCUGCUCCCGUUUACAACGGGUUCAUACUCGCCGACGUAUGUAACAUGCUUAAUUCCAUGCCCACGACCUGUCCGGACUCCGACCGUGGCGGCAGUCGAUACACAGGCUCUUCUGUCAUUUUCCGUGACGAUUCUAAAGAAUUUGUUCAUGUGGCAGUGGCUUUUGAAGCACCUGGUUUUUUAAGCGAGGAUUACAUGUCUAUGCGAAUACUUAAGAAUGUUAUCGGAUCUUGGAGUAAGUCGGACUCUAUGAUCGGGGCGUGGCCGGAGCUCGCCAUGCGUUGCGUUGACACGGAACUCUGUAAUAGCUUCGAGAGCUUUUACAUAACUUUUGGUGACGUCGGUCUUUGGGGAGUUUACUUCGUGUGCGAUAAGAUGGACUCGGAAGAUUUCUUACACAAUUGGCAGGAUGUUUUGAAAUCUAUGUGUUGCUAUUUGAAAAAUAGCGACGCUAUGCGUGCGAAGUGGGCGACGAAGUUGGAGCUGUAUAAAGAACGAGCAGGCGCUUACAACUCGAGCGUCUCUAUGGGUAAAGAGAUCUUGUAUAGGGGCAUGCGGCCAUCGCUGAAGGAUUACGGACAUGCCGUGGACAUCUUGCAGACGUAUGAGCUGCAGGAUUUAGCCUACAAGAUGAUCUACAACGCGCAGCCGGUCAUAUCGGCCGCGGGCCCGACGGAAUGUUUACCGGACUAUAACAGGAUCGCUGCUAGUCAGUAUUGGAUUCGAUUGUAAUUUUUUUUAGUAAAACAUUAAAACUACGUUGCCCCGUAGACAUCAAAGAGAACGAAUUAACCGUAGGGAGAAUACAAAUAACAAGACCGUUACACGCCUUGUAUCCAUGAAUCUGUCAGCGCCAUUUAAAAUUUAAUUUUAUCACCUGCUCUCUCCGUUUUGUACCAUUCAAUUCAUAAAGUUUAAUUAAACUAAGACUAAAACGAAAUGACGUUGAUUUAUUAACAAAGUG